This is a messenger RNA of Gambusia affinis (western mosquitofish), 3533 nucleotides long. RefSeq names its product cadherin-like protein 26. Gene Ontology annotation, cellular component: plasma membrane; catenin complex; adherens junction. The record is from RefSeq and is a predicted model, not a curated record. Gene Ontology annotation, biological process: cell-cell junction assembly; multicellular organism development; adherens junction organization. The transcript is spliced from 19 exons. Bases 24 to 2687 code for a protein of 887 amino acids. Gene Ontology annotation, molecular function: cadherin binding; calcium ion binding. NCBI's taxonomy places the organism in Eukaryota, Metazoa, Chordata, Actinopteri, Cyprinodontiformes, Poeciliidae.
UCUUUCUACUAUGCCAACUGGAAAUGUUUCAUACCAAACUAUCGGUAAGAUGUUUAUUUGGUUUCUUACUAAGUCAUUGCAAAGAUGCAAACUUUGUGGGCUGGCCUUCCCAGCACUAUAUAUCAAGUAGCCUCUGCCACAGACACUCCUGUCAGAAAGGAAAGGAAUUAGCGAGAAGCAUGAUGAGGAGCCUUGCCCUGUUUCUGUUGGUUGCAUUAACAGUCUUGGGAGGAAGUACAGAGGGCAGUGAGCGCCAUAAACAAGUUAAACGGGAAUCCUUAUCACGUUCCAAAAGAAGAUGGGUCCUGUCUACGAUAGAGCUAGAAGAGGAAAUGGACGUGAAAUACCCGUACAAAAUUGCUACGAUGCACAAUCUUAAGACAGCAGAUACAGAAUAUGAGUUUGAAAUAAAGGGAGAGGGUGUGAAAGAAGGACUGUUCAGCAUGAAUAAAACAACUGGAGAAGUCUAUGUACAUAGGCGCCUCGACAGGGAAAAGAAGAAAUCCUAUCACAUCACAUUUGAUAUCCUGGACAAAAUUACAAGGGAAAAAAUUGACCGAGAUCUGUCUUUUGAUGUGGAUGUAAAAGAUAAAAAUGACAACGCACCGAGAUUCACUAAUGAGUUUCAGAAAAGUUACGAUGUGAAAGAAAAUACGAAAGAAGGAGAAUACCUGCCAGUGAUCAUGGACAUUGUAGACGACGAUGAGCCAGGCACAAUUAACUCAACAGUAGUGGUCACUGUGGGUAAACAAAGCCCACCUGAACCAAAGAUUGGAGUAAAGAGAAUUAAUGACAGAAUACAUCAACUCGUAUCUGAAGGAUGCUUUGACUAUGAUAAAGAAAAACGCUUUUCGAUUGUUAUUAGUGCAUCUGAUUGUGGAAAGCCCCCAGUUUCCAGAACUGAAGUUAUUGAACUCAAUAUUAUUGACACAAACAGCCAUCCACCCACAUUUAAGAAGAGACAGUAUGAAGCUGAGGCUGUGGAAAUGCAAACCCCUGAUGAAAUUUUAAGAGUUGCAGUAGAGGAUAAGGACACUCCCAACACUGACGGAUGGCGAGCCAAGUACUCCAUUAUCAGCGGCAAUGAAGAUAACAUGUACAAAAUUACCACUGACCCUAUAACAAAUGAAGGGAUUCUUGGUGUUGUCAAGGCGAAGAAUUUUGACAUAACUACUUUGGUAAAACUGCAAAUCAGAGUUGAGAAUAUUGAACCUCUAAAAGUCUGUAAAGAUGGAAAAUUAAUUGAAGAUUUAAGCAACCUUCCACCAAAAGAUUCUGUCAACAUCACAGUGAAAAUGGUUGACACUAAUGACGCUCCGGUGUUUGAAAAAUAUACAGAAGAGUUAUACCAGACAGAGGAAUCAGAGAAAGGACAGGUGCUGUAUACUCCUAAGGUUAAAGAUGUUGACUCCCCUAACGUCAGGUUUAAACUGUUAGAAGACCCUGCUAAAUGGGUGACUAUUGAUGAAAAAACAGGAGCAAUCACAACAAUCGAGAAGAUGGAUAGAGAAUCACCUCAUGUAGACGAGAACAAUAUUUACAGAAUUGUUAUUGCUGCCAUAGAUGAUGGUUCACCUCCAGCCACAAGUACAUGCACAGUCAGUGUCCACCUCAGGGAUAUCAAUGACAACACUCCUGCGCUGCUCAACAAUACUGCCAUUUUGUGUUCAAACCAUGCUGACAAGGUCAUGGUGCGUGCUAAAGAUGCUGAUGCUGAGCCAUUCAGUGGCCCCUUCAGUUUCUCCUUGGCAGAUGGUAAAACUGUGAGUGAACGCUGGAAAAUAGAUCCUACCUAUGGUGAAGAGGUUGGCAUUGUUUUGCUGAAGAAAUCUGACUAUGGUAAAUACUCUGUGCCGAUACUGAUUCAGGACAAACAGAGUCAAGCUAAGGAGGAGAAAUUAUACAUUGAGGUUUGUGAGUGUGACGAAACUGGUGUUUGCCCAAAGAUCUUGUCAAUUGGCCUUGGUGACGCUGUCAUAGGAAUAAUUUGUGCAGGACUGCUUGCAUUUCUAUUAUUGCUCCUUCUUUUGAAGUGUAAUCAACGAAAAUAUAUACAGCCUAUCGGCAGUGAAGUUUACACUCAGACACUGAUGAAGUACAAUGACGAAGGACCAGGCACUGAUUGCCAUGCUGAGCCCAUCAUCUUACCAUCAAUCGUUACAGGGAGUAAUGUAGACGGCAUCAAGCUGGGCCAAACAAAGAUGAACUCCAACAUGAACCUAACAGAGUCUCAGCAAUUUGUUCACUUCCAAAGAAGCAAUAAGAAGAAUUAUACAAUGACUGCACAGACGAACCUAUUGGAGUCUCAGCGGUUGAGAAGCAUCCACAAAGGCAUGACGAGAAAUGCCAGACGCUCAACAGUGUCAUCCGGCAUGAGAAGCACAGUUCAGAGCGUCCCCUUCAGCCGUUCUCAGAGUACCUGGUCAGAUAAUCGUAUUAACGGUCUACUUCAGAGGACUCUUUCAGUGAUUUGUGAUAAAGAAUCAAACAGCCAAGAUGACAAUGUCAAGAUUUAUGAUUAUGAGGGGAAUGGCAACAGUUGCAUGUCACUGGAUGGGUUGUCAUCUGACGGCCAACAGGAUGAUUUAAGCUUUUUGAAUGAUCUCGGACCACAGUUCAAGACCAUGGAAAAGAUCAUUAUGGCAAACGAGCCCGAGCUUCCUAAAGCAGAGAUGUCUGGAAUUUAAUAUAAUCUCUCACACCCUCUAGUUUGGUAUUAAAAAGAGAUAUAAGGGGACGCUUUGAUAAGUGUAUAAGCAGAAUAGCUAGAUAAUCUACAUAUACAGAUCCUGCACCUUUAAAGUCAGGUCCAUGACUUUAAAGUCAUGCAAAUGAACAAAUGCAAUGUUCAUUUGCAUUUGUCCACCACAUAGAUUGUGUAUCAAAGCAGCUGCAGUUUCCUUGUUCUAUUAUGGAGAACUUUUCAGUUCUGAUACUUUGAAUGUAUUUUUUUCAACUACAGGUACACUUGUGGACUCAGAGAUUUUUUUUUAAUAACGUGUACAGUAUAUUAACUUUUCAUUUGUUAGGUUUCUUAAUGUUCUGGGUGUCUUCAUCUGGUGACACCCAGAACAUCUAGUGAAAGGACAUCCAGAUGAAGAAACUGACUUUCAGUUUCAGUUUGUAAGUCAGAUUUUUAAUUGUCUUUUCUGGGAAUGCUGAAAGAAUGUUUCUGAAAGUUUGACUUAAAACACCAACAGUACAAUGGGUUGCUAAGCCACAAAGAGUUCAAUAUUUAAAGUGUAGAAAGAGUUGCAGAUGUAUUGGAACUUCAGUUUAUCUCAUUGACCUUUGGCACACACAACCCUGUACUGUCUAUCUGUGAACAUCCAUGCUCUGACUUCUCAGACAAACUGAACACGGCAUAAGUGUUCCCCAACAGCUGACACGGUGCAACCCGUGUCACCAGUCCAGCAUGCUCUACUUUUUGAAGGCUCUACUUCAAAAAGUAGAACCUUCUUAUUGUGUGGUUGGGUAGACAGAAAAUUGUAAUGUUACAUUUCUGUUAGUUCUCAAUAAACUUGUCAAACAUC